Molecule: messenger RNA, 2582 nt
Organism: Jaculus jaculus (lesser Egyptian jerboa)
Lineage: Eukaryota; Metazoa; Chordata; Mammalia; Rodentia; Dipodidae
Gene: Pold3
Product: DNA polymerase delta 3, accessory subunit
Exons: 12
Coding region: 91-1476 (461 amino acids)
Biological process (GO): DNA replication; nucleotide-excision repair, DNA gap filling; DNA strand elongation involved in DNA replication
Cellular component (GO): nucleus; delta DNA polymerase complex
Molecular function (GO): DNA-directed DNA polymerase activity
Source: RefSeq, a predicted model, not a curated record
GCCUCAGUUGCCGUGGGAAACAGCCCCGGGAUCUGGGAGUGGGCGAAGUGGUUUUCCCGCCGGCGGGAGCUCUCGGGCUGCUGCGGCACCAUGGCGGACCAGCUGUACCUGGAGAAUAUAGACGAGUUCGUGACGGAUCAGAACAAGAUCGUAACAUACAAAUGGCUGAGCUAUACACUAGGGGUUCAUGUUAACCAGGCCAAACAGAUGCUGUAUGAUUAUGUUGAAAGGAAGAGGAAGGAAAAUUCGGGAGCUCAGCUGCAUGUCACCUAUCUGGUGUCUGGCAGUCUUAUGCAGAAUGGACAUUCCUGCCACAAGGUUGCAGUAGUGAGAGAAGAUAAAUUGGAAGCAGUGAAGUCCAAGCUAGCCGUGACUGCCAGCGUCCAUGUGUACAGCAUCCAGAAAGCAAUGCUGAAGGACAGUGGGCCUCUGUUCAACACCGACUAUGACAUCCUUAAAAGCAACUUGCAGAACUGCAGCAAGUUUAGUGCUAUUCACUGUGCAGCCGCUGUCCCUAGAGCUCCUGUGGAGUCUGCAUCUUCCAGAAAGUUUGAGCAGUCCAGUCUUCAGGCAAAUGAGACACAAGCCAGUAAUGAGCCGACUACCAAUGGCCACAGCCCACCUGCCUCCAAACAGGUUUCCCAGCAGCCCAAAGGAAUUCUGGGAAUGUUUGUUGCUAAAGCUGCCACCAAGACCCAAGACAGCAACAAGGAGACCAAAGCAGGAGUCAAAGAAGUAACACCGACGUCUUCUGCGGGAAGCAAAGCACCAGCCAAAGGGAACGUGAUGAGCAAUUUUUUUGGAAAAGCUGCCCUGAAUAAACUCAAAGGCAGUUUGGAUUCAGAACAAGCAGUGAAAGAAGAAAAAACAGUAGAGCAACCUCCAGUGUCUGUCACUGAACCAAAGCUGGCAGCUCCCACAGGCCUGAAGAAAUCCAGCAAAAAGGCAGAGCCUGUUAAGAUGCAGCAGAAGGAAAAAAAAUGGGGGAAGAGAGUAGAUUUAUCUGAUGAAGAAGCAAAGGAAACCGCAACCACGAAGAAAAAGAGGAGGAGAAUCAAGCUGCCUCAGUCUGAUAGCAGCGAAGAUGAAGUCUUCCCAGACUCUCCUGGGACUUACGAAGCUGAGUCACCAUCCCCACCACCUCCCGUGUCCCCACCUCCUGAUCCAGUGCCGAAGACUGAGCCUCCUCCAAGCAAGAGUUCAAAUGGAGAAAGCAGAAGAAAACGAAAACGAGUAUUGAAAUCUAAAGCCUUUGUGGAUGAAGAAGGCUGCAUAGUUACAGAAAAGGUCUACGAGAGUGAAUCUUGCACAGACAGUGAAGAGGAACUUAAGGUGAAGACCCCUUCUGUACAAAGACCUGCCACAGCUGUGAAAAAAGAGUCCAAAGAAGAGCGAAAGGGCCCCAAGAAAGGGACUGCUGCUCUGGGCAAAGCCAACAGACAAGUGUCCAUCACCGGCUUCUUCCAGAAGAAAUGAAUGCCAUCUCUGACUGGACUUGGGGUGGCCAAGGGCGAAAGCCAAGAAGUAUAGACUGUCACUUACUGUGUAAGUUCAUCUGGCUCCUCGCCCCACCAAUAUCAAAAGACUGUUCUUCCAUCCUGUGAUGCUUGUCUGUUUCUGUCCCGCCUCCCUCCCCUCCCACACCCCCACCCCCAGACAGAGUCUCACUCUAGGCCAGGCUGACCUGGAAUUCACUAUGUAGUCUCAGGCUGGCCUCAAACUCACAGCGAUCCUCCUACCUCUGCCUCCCAAGUGCUAGAAUUAAAGGCGUGCACCACCACGCCUGGCUUGUUUCUGGUUUUUAACCAAAAAGGAGUCAUCUGGAAGCAGGAGGCACAAGAAUAUUUAAAGAACUGUUACUAUCUUUUUUUUUUUUUUUUUGUGGUUUUUGAGGUAGAGUUUUGCUCUAGCCUAGGCUGACCUGGAAUUCACUAUGUAGUCUCAGGCUGGCCUCAAACUCACAGCGAUCCUCCUACCUCUGCCUCCCAAGUGCUAGGAUUAAAGGUGUGUACCAUCACGCCCGGCUCUAAUGACAUUUUAAAAGCACAAUCUUUGACCUGUCUUGGAGAAUCCAUUCCAGCAUUCAGUUGGAGCAGGUUUUAGAAUGAUCACUGUGGCCCUACCCACUCUGCACCACGAGUCUCCUGAGGUUCAGGAAGUAUGCCUGCGUGGUCCUCUGCAUCCUGUGAGCUUGUGAGAAUGUUUAUACCCAUGAAUUCUACUGGCUGUAUUCCCCCGUCCUUCUCUCCCCACAGCCACCCUGCUGUCCCCUAACCCCAUAAAGCAGUUUUCUGAAAACCUUUUAUAUCUUGGUUGGACUAAAUGCUGAAACAGCUAUCUUCCCGUAAUCAUCUUCCCCUAUUAUGCAGUACCUGACAUCUGGCUCCAGACCAGGACAUCACUUAUUUUCUACCCUUUCACAAAAGCUCUCUAGACCUGAGCUCACAAUUAGUGGUUAGGGAAGAGCUUCAGACCAAGCACAAAUAGGAAUCUGAUGAUGUAUCUGGCUCCCCAGGAAAUGACCUGAGUAGUUAGCAUGUGUGACAUUAAAGGAGUUGUGCUGCUGACACAGGCUUGUGGUA